GCCGAAGCAGUUCGCUGCCCCUCCCUGCGCCGGGGUUGGGGUGUGGGGGUCGCGGCGGCCAGGGCGCGGUGGGGCCACGAUGGAGGGCGCUCACGCCAUCCGCCAGGUAAUAAACGAAGGAGAUUCAAGCCUUGCCACUGAGUUACAGGAAGAGCUGGAGGAAAAUCUUAGGCCAGCUGUGGAUGAGAAUAAUACAGUGUCAGCUAAAAAACAGGGACCACAUUUACAUAGCUGGAGUGGUGACUGGAGCUUUUGGAUUUCAAGUUCCAACUAUAAAGACAGGAAUGAGGAAUACAAAAGACAGUUCACACAUCUACCUGAUACAGAGAAGCUGAUAGCAGAUUAUGCUUGUGCUCUCCAGAGAGACAUUUUGGUUCAGGGACGACUAUACCUUUCAGAAAAUUGGCUGUGUUUCUAUAGCAACAUCUUCAGAUGGGAAACUACAAUUUCUAUUGCUUUAAAGAAUAUAACCUUCAUGACCAAAGAGAAGACUGCUCGACUUAUCCCAAAUGCUAUCCAGAUUGUUACAGAAGGUGAAAAGUUUUUCUUUACAUCUUUUGGUGCCAGGGAUAGAAGUUAUCUCAGUAUAUUUAGGUUGUGGCAGAACGUGUUAUUAGAAAAGAGUCUGACCAGACAGGAGUUCUGGCAACUGCUCCAGCAGAACUAUGGCACUGAGCUAGGUUUAAAUGCAGAAGAGAUGGCAAACUUGUCACCAUCAGUUGAGGAUAAUGUGCAGCCAAGGGGUUAGAUAAAGAGGAGACCCAAAGUAAGAAACAGAUCAAAAAGAGUCCUUUAUUAACUUCAGAAAAAAGGCUGCGUAGAGAGCCAUCGAGAUCACUGGACUUGAACAAAAAUGAGUAUCUUUCUCUGGACAAAAGCAGCAGCACUUCAGAUUCAGUUGAUGAAGAAAAUAUUCCUGAGAAGGAUCUUCAAGGAAGACUUUAUAUCAACCGUGUUUUUCAUAUCAGUGCUGAGAAAAUGUUUGAAUUGCUCUUCACUAGUUCACACUUUAUGCAGAGAUUUGCCAAUUCUAGAAAUAUAAUAGACGUAGUAUCUACUCCUUGGACUAUAGAAUCUGGAGGUGAUCAACUGAGAACCAUGACCUAUACUAUAGUCCUUAAUAAUCCACUUACUGGAAAAUGUACUGCUGCUACUGAAAACCAGACACUGUGCAAAGACAGUCGGGAAGCACAAUUUUAUUUAGUAGAUUCAGAAGUACUAACCCAUGAUGUCCCUUACCAUGAUUACUUCUACACCCUGAACAGAUACUGUAUCAUUCGGUCUUCAAAACAGAAAUGCAGGCUCAGAGUUUCUACAGAUUUGAAAUACAAAAAACAACCAUGGGGCCUUAUCAAAUCUUUAAUUGAGAAGAAUUCUUGGAGUUCACUGGAGGACUAUUUCAGACAGCUUGAAUCAGAGUUGUUAAUGGAAGAAUCUGUGUUAAAUCAGUCCAUCGAAGAUGCCGGAAAACUUAGUGGCCUACGAAGAAGAAGGCGAACAUUCAACCGAACAGCAGAAACAGUUCCGAAGCUUACUUCUCAGGGCUUUUCUGGAGAUACGACCUUAGAGACCAAAGCAGAUAUUCCAGGAAAGAAAAAGAAAGUGGAAAGCUUUAACAUUGCUCUUAUUGUGGUAAUGAGUAUUUUUUUGAUGUUCCUAGUUGUGUUGAAUGUGACACUGUUUCUGAAGCUGUCAAAGAUUGAAUAUGCUGUUCAGUCCUUUUACCGUCUCCACCUCCAAGAAGAGAAAUCUUUAAAUUUAGCCUCUGAUACGGUCUCUGGAACAGAAGAUAGUCAAAAGGACAAAGAUCAGGCCCAUCGUUUAAAAGGAGUGCUGCGAGAUUCCAUACUGAUGCUUGAACAGCUGAAGAGCUCACUCAUUAUGCUUCAGAAAACCUUUGAUCUACUAAAUAAGAACAAGACUGGCACACCUGUUGGAAGCUAGUAAUAUUAUGGACUAAAACAGUAUCUGGAAGACAACUGGCGAAUGAAGGAUUUUAAUUGUCCCAGGAACAUCUCAUUUUCUCAUUGAGAUUUUUAAUAUGAAAAUUCUUUUUAAUAACAUUUGAUAAUUACUCUCUGAAUUCUGUUUUUUCACUUCCUACACAUGUUUUUUUUUUGGUACUAGGGAUUGAACUUGGGACCUUGCACUUGCAAGGCAGGUAGUGGAACCACCGAGCUAAAUCCCCAGCUUUCUACACAUAUUUUUAAGCUAUGAAUUUCUCUAGUGAACUGUGAAAUAUAUUCUGGAAUUGAAACUCUGAUACAAAAAGAAAGUGAGACACACUGAAUUGAGUAGUAUGGCUUCUUUUCUAGAGUACAGCUUAAAGUUUGAUGCUUUAAAUUUGUCUGUUAGCACAGAAUCACUACAUAUCCAACAGACUGCGUUCCCAGUUGUGGUAAGUUUAUGAGACUAAAGAAGACAAUAUGAAAAGAAAGCUCUAGCAUUACUAAUUUAAAAGGACAAUUUUUAGGCAUAUAUAACAUUUCUAGGUUUUUAUCCCGUAAAUGUUACAAUGUCUUCAUUUAUUUGGUAUGCAAAUUCAAUAGUCAAAUGUUUUGAAUAUGCAUGUUGUUCAUUAUCUGAAAAGUUCCUCAGACAUUUAUAUCUUGAUGAAAGUUAAUUUAUUAAAAUAUCAGAGAUGGGA
This is a messenger RNA of Heterocephalus glaber (naked mole-rat), 2647 nucleotides long. NCBI's taxonomy places the organism in Eukaryota, Metazoa, Chordata, Mammalia, Rodentia, Bathyergidae. The record is from RefSeq and is a predicted model, not a curated record.